GAGGUAAUAUCAGGACCUGGUCUAAAGCACGUGGAAAAUGAUGAGUACAGUGAAUCUGGUCGUGGAGUUUAUCCCGAUGGGCUGUUUCGCAUCCUACUUAAGUUCAAUGAGCGAUACAAGAGCUUAAACAUACCUUUUAUCAUUACUGAAAAUGGAGUUUCUGAUGAGACUGAUCUGAUUCGGAAACCAUAUAUACUGGAGCACCUGUUAGCCAUAUACGCGGCCAUUUUAAUGGGUGUGCGUGUGCUUGGCUAUCUAUUCUGGACAACGUCGGAUAAUUGGGAGUGGGCUGAUGGCUAUGGUCCCAAGUUUGGGCUUGUUUCUGUUGACCGUGCUAAUAACCUAGCACGGAAACCUCGCCCUUCGUACUAUUUGUUCACCAAGGUUGUCACAACUGGAAAAAUUACGAGACAGGACAGAACAUCCGCUUGGAGGGAACUGCAAGAAGCUGCGAUUCAGAAGAAAACACGCCCAUUUUACAGGGAAGUAGAUAAACAUGGUCGUAUGUAUGCAGGGGGUCUAGAUCGGCCUAUUGAGCGAGCUUUUGUAUUGCGGGACUGGCGAUUUGGCCACUAUGAAAUAGAAGGCUUGCAGGAUCCUUUGAGUCGCUUUGUAAGAUGCGUUAUGCGACCAUUUCCACGCAAGAAGAUUCACUACAUUGAGGACGAUGCAAUUUCUUACUCUAUUUCUUCUUGAGACCUUCUAUUGUAGUUGCUAUUCAAGUUCUGUUUCUUUGGUUACAAUAAAAAAACAUCAAACUUUUGGGUAAUAUUUCCUCUGGAGGAAGCACAUAAGAAGUUCUGGCAAGUGGAAGCUUCACAUUUUGCAUUUUAAAUGUACAUGCUUAUACUGUUCACUGUAGUAGUAGAAGUACCUUGUAAUUUCCUUUUGCUUUAGUUUGUUCUUAUCCUCAGAACGUCUAAACAAGUUAAAUUCUUGAUUUGACUGAAGAUGCAGCUGAUUUUUUGCCAA
Triticum aestivum (bread wheat) is the source of this 972-nucleotide messenger RNA. RefSeq names its product beta-glucosidase-like SFR2, chloroplastic. Gene Ontology annotation, molecular function: beta-glucosidase activity. The record is from RefSeq and is a predicted model, not a curated record. NCBI's taxonomy places the organism in Eukaryota, Viridiplantae, Streptophyta, Magnoliopsida, Poales, Poaceae. Gene Ontology annotation, biological process: carbohydrate metabolic process.